Akanthomyces muscarius is the source of this 2553-nucleotide messenger RNA. RefSeq lists its product as uncharacterized. NCBI's taxonomy places the organism in Eukaryota, Fungi, Ascomycota, Sordariomycetes, Hypocreales, Cordycipitaceae. Gene Ontology annotation, biological process: carbohydrate metabolic process. The coding region runs from base 1 to 2553 and encodes 850 amino acids. The transcript has a single exon. Gene Ontology annotation, molecular function: carbohydrate binding; hydrolase activity, hydrolyzing O-glycosyl compounds. The record is from RefSeq and is a predicted model, not a curated record.
AUGCCCCAGCAGCAAGAGCGUGUCUUGUCCGGAUGGGCUGUGGCCCAGGCUAGCACAGCUAGCGCACAAAAGCCGGGAGUGCUUCUAUCGAGCGGUAGCAGUUCUGAAGAUUUGUUCGAAUUUUCUUUUGAAACUCUUCGAGCUAAUGUCUUUAGAACACGAUUUACAUCCAAGUCGCACCCCUUGCCGCCUCACCCUAGUGCGCGGCCCAUGGAGGCAGAGCUGAACGGGGUCAAGUUCUCCGUCUCAUUGCCUUCUGAUACUGCAAAGGAAAUUGCUAUUGGAGACGUUCUUGUCAAACUUGAUUGGACAGAAUCAUCCCCGAUACUCUCUGUGGCAUAUGCUGAGAGCAAAGAUGUCCCUAUUUUGCAGGAUCUGCCUUUUCGUGGCUAUGUGGUCGAUGGACCAGGCGUGGCCCAUUACACACGCUACAACCGUGGCACACUGCACGUCGGCCUGGGAGAAAAGGCCGCGCCCAUGGAUCUAUCCGGAAGAAAAUUCGAGAUUUCAGCAACCGACAGCUUUGGAUACGAUGUCUAUCACACAGAUCCUCUGUACAAGAAUAUUCCACUGCUCAUCAAUGCGACUCCAGGCGGUUGUGUCGCGACUUUCUCUACCAGCCACACCCGAGGGCUAUAUUGCAUCGGCUCGGAGAUGGACGGCAUGUGGGGGCGUUACAAAGUCUUUCGUCAGGAUUACGGCGGUCUCGAAGAAUAUACCAUUGUUGGCAGGACCCUGAAGGACAUUGUGCGAACCUAUGCCGAACUCGUCGGCUUUCCUCUCCUGGUUCCACGAUGGGCGUUUGGAUACCUCUCUGGCGGCAUGAAAUACUCUAUGCUCGACGACCCACCGGCAUCAGAGGCUCUCUUGGAACUUGCCCUCAAAAUGAAGGAAUACGACAUUCCCUGUUCCGCGUACCAAAUGUCUUCCGGAUAUACCGUGGCCGAAAAGCCGCCCAAGACUCGCAACGUAUUUACGUGGAACCGACACCGCUUCGCCGAUCCCAAAGGAUGGGUGGACGAGUAUCACAAGCUCGGCAUGCGGCUCAUUGCUAAUGUGAAGCCGUAUGUGCUGGCCAGCCAUCCCGAGUAUGAGAAGCUCAAGGCCGCCAAUGCCUUCUUUACGGACCCCAGCACCGGGCUACCUGCUGUCGCUCGUCUUUGGAGCGCAGGCGGUGGUGAAAGUGGCGAGGGUGGUCACAUCGAUUUUACAUCUAAAUCAGGCUUUCGGUGGUGGUACGAUGGUGUCAAGAAGCUCCGCGAAGAGGGCAUCGACUGCAUCUGGAACGACAACAACGAAUAUGUUAUCACUGAUGAUAACUGGGAGUGUGCGCUCAAUCUGUCGUCUCUGGAGAUCCCAGAAGAGCUGAAAGGGCGACCACAAAUCGGCGUCUGGGGUAGAAGCCUCCACACCGAACUACACGGUCAAGCCUCCCAUGACGCACUCGUCGAUACUGAGCCCGAGGCCCGACCCUUCGUCCUGACGCGCAGUGCGACAGCGGGAACCAUGCGAUAUGCAUGUAGCUCAUGGAGCGGUGACAAUACGACCAGCUGGGAGAGCAUGAAGGGGUCCACUGCGCUUGGCCUGAAUGCUGGUGUUUCGCUGCUUCACUGUUACGGUCAUGACAUUGGUGGCUUCGAGGGACCUCAGCCGUCGCCCGAGCUGCUUCUCCGCUGGGUACAGCUCGGCAUCUACUCACCACGUUUCGCCAUCAACUGCUUCAAGACAUUCACCGAAAAUAACGUCGGUGAUGUGAUCGAACCGUGGAUGCACCCGUCCAUCACCCACCUUGUCCGCAAAGCAAUCAAGCGUCGCUAUGCCCUCAUACCAUAUAUCUACUCGGCCAUGAUUGACAGCCACCGUGAGGCCACGCCUCCCCAACGUUGGGUGGGCUGGGGCUACGAGAAAGACCCAGAAGUGUGGAAGAAGCCGCUGACAGAUGGAGAGACACAGUACUGGUUUGGCGAUUCCAUUAUUGUCGGGGGUGUGUUUGAACCUGGCGCGACGCAAGCUACAAUUUAUCUGCCUAGUUGUGGCGACUCCGACGAUGGCUACGUCAACAUGAAUGCGCCGUAUCAGUAUCUCGAGGCGGGCCGGUGGGUUACAGUUGAUGCAGAAUGGCAUGGUGCAGGUAUUGCGGUCAUCGCCAAGAUUGGCGCCGCGAUCCCAACCGGUCGCAAUGUGCAAGUUCUUUCUCCGGGCGAAAAAGAAAACGUUGCUAGUCUACCUCUUGAUGACUACCGUGCAGUCGAGAUUUUUCCUCCGCAAAGGAGCUCCAGCGGCAAGUGGUAUGAAACUACGUGGCACGAGGACGAUGGUGUUUCGCCGGUGGAAAAGAAUAAGAUUUCCUCAUACACUGUUUCAUACAGCGCAUCAGAUGACGCAGUCAACAUCAGAUUCAGAAGAGAUGAAGGCUCUGGGUUCAUCGCAGCUUGGAAGAAGCUUGUUGUGGUGCUGCCUGCGGGAGACGUGCGAGUUGUCCGGUGCAGCGAUGGUCGUGCAGUCGCCGACUUGGGUAGGGACGGGCAGGGACGCAGGAGAUUCGAAUUCUGA